AUGGAUGGACCAGCUGAGAGUUCAGCUGGAUACGGCUCAAGGACUUCGUCAACAUUAUGCAUGAAACUUAGGAACAUCUUCGAUGAAGACUGCGAGGAACCAUUAGAAAUGAUGCUAGGACCCACACGACCAAUGAAGAUGGCCCAUCUACAUUUUCAACAGAUAACAGAAGAUCCUAUCCUUGUUCAUGCGUUUGACGGUGGGGAACGUGGAUAUGCCGGCGGAUACGCGAGCAUACCUCGAAGAGGUCACGCUCCAGUAGUUCAUGAAGACGCAGGAGCCACAGAGACGCAGAAAACUGCGGAGUUACGAGAAAAUAUGCAAAGAAGAGUGAUAUCGCUGUUGUGCCAAAGUUCUACACAGUAUUGGACCAUCGCCCCCUCCGAGGAAGAUUCUCCUUCACAAGGAGAGAAAUCCGCCAAGUUCAGAGAGCGAAAUCCCAGAACUAUCAUUAACUGGGACCUUUUCGCUAUGCUAGGCGCCUUUUGGGAAGAUUUCACAAUGGACAACAUCGACGAGGAGUACAACCGGCUCGUUGAACAUCUUCAUGACUGCACGAGGAAGGCUCAGAGUUCUAAAACCACCAAGAGACGCUUGUCUCCGGAAACUCUAAAGCUGAUACGUCAGCGUUGA
Necator americanus (New World hookworm) is the source of this 633-nucleotide messenger RNA. RefSeq lists its product as uncharacterized. Lineage: Eukaryota; Metazoa; Nematoda; Chromadorea; Rhabditida; Ancylostomatidae. The record is from RefSeq and is a predicted model, not a curated record. The coding region runs from base 1 to 633 and encodes 210 amino acids. The transcript has 3 exons.